UUCAGUAUAAAUAGUGGACUGCUUCUAUGUUUCUAUUUACACCGCUUUCCGUGCAUCUGCCCAUCCCGGGUGUGGUUGGGAGCUAGAGAUGAAGGGUCACCUUGUCCUCGGACUCCUUCUCUUGGAACUGGCCCACACCCGGCUCGCUGGUUCUGCAGCGGUUCCAACCGUCCCUUUCCUGUCAGAGGAAAGAUCCAUUGAUGGGCCGAAGGUGGAACUGAAAUGCAUCGCUCCCAGUGUACUGUUCAAAACGAAGGGCGGCGUGGAGAUCUGCGUGGAACCUUCUGAGACAUGGAUGCAGAAAGCGCUAGAUGCGCUGAAGAAACGCUUUCAGCAAGGCUAGUACGAAGAAGCCGCCAGAGCCCUGGGACAGAGGCGACUCGUCAAAUACAACAUGUGUCCUGGGCAGUAUCAGCCGACUAUAAUCGCCGUCUCUGCUUGCAAUGAUCAUUCGCUUCAGGCCAUGUAACCGGCGGCCCUGGGCAUAUGUCCUUUCGGUAGUGUACUCUGUCCUUGCUCAGUCUACCUCCCUCUUGGUUCUGGCGAUGCUCGGAGUACUUGCUUCCGCAGUCGAAGAAGAGAGCCAGAUCUAUACACCUAAACAUCAGUAUAAUAAUGUAGAUAAUAAAUUCAGCCAUGCACCUCUCUGUGGCUUGGUAUUAAACGAGUACGUUUCUCAUUGCACUAUCGCUAACACAGGGAAUCCAUGAUCGUCGCCGUCACUAAUCUUCUGGAUUUUUUUGAGGAUGCAACAAGUAGAAUGGAUAAGAGAGAGCCCGUGUAUAUGGUGUAGCUGGACUCUAAAAGCUCUUGACAAGGUCCCACACAAGAGAUUAGUGCGCAAAAUUAGAGCACUUGGUAUUGGGGAUAGGGUAUUGACAUGGAGGGAGAAUUGGUUGGCAGACAGGAAGCAAAGAGUAGGAAUUAACGGAUCAUUUUCAGAGUAGUAGGCAGUGACUUUAGGGGUGCCGCAUGGCUCGGUGCAGGAACCUCAGUUAUUUACAAUAUCUAUUAACAAUUUAGAUGAGGGAAUUAAAGGGGACAUCUCCAAGUUUGAGGAUAACACAAAGCUGGGUGGCUGUGUGAGGUGCGAUGAGGAUGCUAUGACGCUGCAGUGUGACUUGCAUAGCAGAUGCAGUAUAAUGUGGAUAAAUGUAAGGUUAUACAUUUUGGUGGCAAGAACAGGAAGGUAGAUUAUUAUCUGAAUGGUGUCAGAUUAGGAAAAGGGCAGUUGCAACGAGACCUGGGUGCGCUUGUACAUCUGUCACUGAAAGUAAGCAAGCAGGCACAGCAGGCAGUGAGGAAAGCUGAUGGCAUGUUGGCCUUCAUUUCAAGAGAAUUUGAGUUUAGGAGGUCCAACUGCAGUUAUACAGGGCCCUGGUGAGACCGCACCUGGGGUAUUACGUGCAAUUUUGGUUUCCUAAUGUGAGGAAGGAUAUUAUUGCUAUUGAGGGAGCGCAGCGUAGGUUCAUCAGAU
Molecule: messenger RNA, 1477 nt
Organism: Leucoraja erinaceus (little skate)
Lineage: Eukaryota; Metazoa; Chordata; Chondrichthyes; Rajiformes; Rajidae
Product: C-C motif chemokine 4-like
Exons: 3
Coding region: 89-343 (84 amino acids)
Biological process (GO): immune response
Cellular component (GO): extracellular region
Molecular function (GO): chemokine activity
Source: RefSeq, a predicted model, not a curated record